ACAUUCGUGAUGGAGGCGGAGGGCAGUAAUAUAUCGUUGUGGGUCUGCCGAGAGGAGAAACUUGUCUUCGGCUUGUCAAAGCGCACAACCUGCGCUGAUGUUGUCAAAGUGCUUCUGGAGGACCAGAACUCACAGCAUGACCUCUCCUCAGCUGCAUGCCCACAGUCGUACUGCAUCGUGGAGAAAUGGAGAGGUUUCGAGAGGAUUUUACCCAACAAAACAAAGCUGUUGCGCCUUUGGCUCGCGUGGGGAGAGGAGCAGAGGAACGUGAAGUUCGUGUUGGUGAAAAGCGAGGCGUCUUUGGCGAAGCACGGAGCCCGGAGCGCGGAGGCGCGUGUGGUGCUCAGCAAACACAGCCCCUGUGUUACCAAUGGGACUGCAAGGUCUCCCACGGGUGGCAUCCCACCCGAGAAACAGCGUCGGGUCGUCAGGAAAGCGUUCAGAAAGUUGGAGAAGAUUAAAAGAAAGAAAGUGAAGAGAAACGCGUCCUCUGCGGAAAAGAUGGAAACUUUGGUCCAUGUUGUGAUUUCUCAGGAUCAUACAAUCCGCCAGCAAAUCCAGAGGAUUACCGAGCUGGACGCGGACAUCGAUAUGUGCGAGGCAAAGGUGCAUUUUGACCGAAUUCAAAGACACGGGGUCAAUUAUGUACAAGACACGUAUUCAGUGGAUGCUGCUGCGGCUCCCAGUCGAGAUGGAGACAAAGUGUGUUCGGCUGAAACUCUCGCCAACUUUGAAGAUUAUGUCCGGCAGUGUGAGGAGGUGGUUCGACUACAAGAGGAGCUGUGGGAGCAGGAAGCGCUCAUAGAUAUGCUCGCGGUGCAGGUGCAGGAGGAGCUGAACUGCCGCUGGAUGCAGCGGAGCAAAGAGCCGCUGCAGAGCAAAGACACAGAGCCCGGUGAGGGCGCACCAUCCCCGACCAGCACCGAGGCAGACACGGCGUCAGAAAAGGAGCUGUUUUGGGAAGAAGAGAGGAUCAGAACACAACUAGAGGCGAGUUUAUACAUCGGUCUGCGCCUCAACACGGAUUUAGAAGCUAUUAGGAGCGAUUUAGAGCUGACCCAGGAGAUUUGCGGAGCGAGGGAGAAGGAGAUGAGGGAUUUGCUGGAGAAAGUAAACACUUUGGAUAAAGAGGAUGGGACAGUCAGUGAGGAGAGAUGGGGCCACGGGACAGAUGAUAAGAUGGGGAUGACGAGCACUUUGGAGAGGAAAGGCGAGUGGGUGGAGCAGGCCAGGGGUCUGUCCAAAGCUCACAGUGUGAACGACGACGACUCAGACACUGGUUUAAGUUCUCUGCACAGUCAGGACUCAGACAGCCACCAUGUGUGGCAGUCACUGGUUUAG
Cyclopterus lumpus (lumpfish) is the source of this 1341-nucleotide messenger RNA. It is a transcript of the gene rassf10b, whose product is annotated as Ras association domain family member 10b. The record is from RefSeq and is a predicted model, not a curated record. Lineage: Eukaryota; Metazoa; Chordata; Actinopteri; Perciformes; Cyclopteridae. The transcript has a single exon. Bases 10 to 1341 code for a protein of 443 amino acids. Gene Ontology annotation, biological process: signal transduction.